GACCUAAUCCAACUCUUUGGCUCCUCCACCACCACCACCUGCCCUUGGUUUUGAAUCUCGGUUCUGUGCCAGAUCGUUUAUGGCGUCGCCGUCUCUCGAAGUCCUUGUCCUUUAGUCCUGGUCCUUUCCGUUUGGAGCCCACCCAUUGACAGACCGUCCGUUCUCACCCACGGCGCGCGCCCCGUGUGAUCCCUGCCAGCCUUCCCGACCAUGUCCACUGGGUCUCCGACACUUCCUGCGUGAUCCAGGUUUCCGGAGACUGAUUAGCAACCAUGAGUAGUCGUGAUCGCAUGCGGGGCCCUCCGGCCGGUGAGGUGCCGCCCCAAAGAGAUCCCCGUCGAGCUGGUGAUAGUCGCAAUGGCGGUAUCACCGGACCGGGGGAUGGCUCCAUGUCGAGGGCCGAGAAAUUCGAGGAUGAGAAGCGGCGGAUAAUGCAUAGCUGCUUCGGCAAGAAAGAUAGCGAUGGCUCUCUGGUCGAGUCCUACAUAACACAUGUCCGCAUUAUGGAAGAUGCGGCCUAUCCGUCCACCCCCGCUCCACCCAAUUCGCCGCCGGAGAACAAGAAACCUCGAGUCAUUAUUGUCGCGGUCAGACGGUCCGGCAGAGUGCGCAUGCACAAGGCGCGAGAAAACAACGAUGGCUCGUUCUCCAUUGGCAAGACCUGGAUGUUGGAUGACCUCUCCUCGAUUCAGUCGUAUAACGCCUUGAUACCGUCCUCGCCGCUGGAACAACAGUACAAGCAGUGGGCUGGCAACGUUGGAUUCUUGGUCACCGUGGGAAAGCCUUACUACUGGCAUGCACGGACCUCCAAAGAGAAGGAGUUUUUCAUAGGCAGCCUGGUGAAGAUCUACAGAAAAUACACUGGCGGCAAGGUACCGACCCUGAUCGGCUUCGACGAGCGUGAGCGUCAGCUACUUGCUGGUGCAACGGCCACAGGACCGCCAGCUCCGAAAGCGCCUCCUCCAGGACCCCCACGCCCCGAAGUGACUCUGCCUCCCCCGCGUCCCCCCUCUUCUCAAGGCAGUCGACCUCAGUCGCCAUAUUCUAGCCGUGCACCCAGCCGCGAUGGGCCCAGGCGACCACCUCCGGAGGAACACAUUCUGCGAGCUCAAAGAAGUCGCGAUCAAUUGGGAAGACCGUCGACUGGCCAGUCCGGUAAAAGUGGUACUCCACCCUUCACCCCUCCUCAACACCCGCCACCAUUACCACCCGACCAGCGUGAGCAACCGCCUCCUCGUGCAGCCGAACGCCUUGCCACGGAGAACAGAGUUCCCAAGGUGCCCAUAAUCUCUCAACCGGAACCGAGGAACAGGGAUUUUCCCUCCAGCUUGCAAGCCGCGUCGGCUCCCGGUCAACGGGAAAGACCCAAUGGCAGCGUUGAGGAGGUCAACUCAGGUAGUAAUCUUCCCGACUCCCGACCGUCCUCCUCGCGCGACGCGCGGGCAGGCAACGAGCCCAGACCUACGCUUCGCACCCAUGAUCUCCAUACAAGCCGCAGUAAGGAUGGUCUUCGACCUACUACGCCUGGGUCGGUUUCUGGAGAAAAUCUCACCUUCAUGCACAGCCCAGCAAGCAGCGUGGGUCCGAGAUCGCCUCUGAGAGAAACAGUCGAAAAGCCAUUAGCUACGCCGACACGGGUAGAGCCACAGGAGCUUGAAGCUCCGAGCAGCUCCAUUAGUACCCCCGCCGUUGAGGUGCCAGCAGCACUUACCCCAGGCUCCUCAGGGAAUAACAAGGCACCACCAAUCGUCAAGCCUGUUGAGACACCAGCGCCUGCAGCCCCAGCAUUGCCAGCUUCGACAAAGAUCGCAGAGCCCGUUGAACCACUCGCAGAGACUGCAGCACCAUCAUCACCCCCUAGCGCUCCGGAAGCCGCUGAGCCUGCUGAAGAGGAACCUGAUGCCCAUCGUCCAGGACUCGGGCCUAUGAUCAAGAAGAAACAGAGUAAGGAUGUUGCAGGUGCAUUCCGCAAAGCUGCUACUGCCUAUGGAGCCUUCAAGCCGAGGCCGGGAGGUGCUGGUGAGAGACUCCUGGCAGCUGCUAAAAAGCAGAAGGCUGCCGCAGAUGAACCAGACGGAAUCACCAGCGUGGUCCCCGCGCCAUCUUUGCUUCGGACGAACAGUGAAAAUACAGUGACCUCCCCUGAAACGCCGGACACAGAGACGCCUCCAAUCCUAACGUCGUCCCCUGUGAAGGAAGUGCAGCCACAGGAGGUGCAACUGCCAUCACAGCCGCCAGCACAACCGCCAGUGCCUCCGCCUUCUGCUCCUCCAGUAAUCGAACCGCCCACCGUUGAAGUAACCCAGGCUGCUCCUGUUGAAUCUAUUAUCAGCUCGACCGAGACAUCCGCAGAGCCAAGGGAUACGUCCAGGGCUUCUGUGAAGGUUGAUGCAGAAAGGUCACGAUCCGUGUCGCCUUCCCCUCAUGAUCGUCGCCGCCGACGUCAUGAGGACAACACGAUCAAAUACUGCCAAACGCUUGGGAUUAAUCCCACCAUUCUCGAAGGACGCGGCAUCGACUUUGAUGAUAUACUGACUGACCUUGGCUGGAACGGGCGGCUCGGUGAUGAAAAGAAGAUUGAAGACCUCGAGGCGGAUAUUCGUCGAGAGAUCGGGCGAGUGGAGGCUACCAGCUGGCUUGGUAACCUUGAACAACAGGAGGGCAAGAUUGACCAACUUGCAAAACUCAUUGAUAGGACGGUCGAAGAGUGUGAAGAGCUGGAUAAUCUUCUCACUUUGUACUCUCACGAGCUCAACACCCUUCACGAUGAUGUUGCAUACAUAGAAACACAGUCUCAGGGUCUCCAGGUGCAGACCGCCAACCAGAAACUGCUUCAGAAUGAGCUUCAAAACCUACUCAAGACUCUUUCGAUCUCUUCGAACGAUCUACGGGCAUUGAAGGAAUCAUCACUGAGCAACCCUGAUGGAUUGCGAGACACGGAGAUCGCCUUGUCAACCUUAUACAAGGCAAUGUUGAUGAUUGAUUCUGACAUAUGGCACAACAAGAGGCGUCUUGCUGACGCGGCCGGAGACCACGGUAGCCUGGGCGUGUAUGCCGACACAGAGAUUGGACAAAUGCGUGCCAUUAAAGAAAAGAAAGAGGAAUAUCGCACACAUGGUCGUGUAUUCUUACAACGGCUCAAACAAUUCAUGGCAAUUGCCUACAAGGUGGCAGAACAAAAGAGGAUCGAUGCGGCAGCCAGUGGCCAGAAGGAUCCUCUAAAGCUCGACAGCGAGGCCCGAGGCUACUGCCGCCGCGAACUGUGGCAGUAUCAUGCAGUGAUGCUCUUUGCACGCGAAGUCAGCUCUGGAGAGUGGCACGCGCUCAUCAACCUCUACGAGCAACAGGCUAAACACCCAUACCAAAAUGAUUUCCGGGACAACAACCUGGCGUGGAGGAAGGCAGCGAGGAAGCCCAGUGGAGAGGAGCAGGAACUUCUCUUUACGCAUCAGGAGAAGGAGAAGGAAUCCGAAGGCAUUACGAUGGCGGCGCGCAAGCUCACCGUGAGAAGAGGCAAGACCAUUCGAGCCGCGGCAGGCCUUAAGCUUCCCUCCGGAGACAAGCAGCACGGCAAACUUGAGCCGUGCGAAGCAUUUGCCGGUACGCUUCAUGAGACUCUCAACAUGAUCUCCGAAGAGCAGAAUUUCAUCGUCCAUUUCUUCCAUCUCAAUUCGCUUUCUACUCUCGACUUCCCCGAUCUUGUCAUGUCAGGCGCGCCCGACGAGCGCAGGAUCCCCAAUUUCGGGUCUAAGCAGCUGCAUGAUCCUGACCGAGCUAUGGCCAAGAAGGUCGAACAGAUUCUGGACGAACUCUUCGCGUUCUGGCCGACGGAUAUGCAAAACCUUGUGGACUGGGCCAUCAGGGCCGACCCACUACAAGGAAUUGGAAUCUUGCUGGCCAUCGAGAAGGCGAUUUCCGAAUACGAUGAUACCAACCAAGACUUUAUCAUCCACUCGCUUCAGAAGCUACACUCCCGGUUGCUCGGCCUCUUUAACCGAUUUGUAGAUGAACAGAUCCGCGGCAUCGAGGAGACCAAGGUCAAGGUGAACAAGCGUAAGGGAGUGAUCUCCUUCAUCCGCGUGUUCCCGCACUUUGCUACCGCCGUGGAGAACAUGCUGUCGCAAGAAUUCUACGACAUCCGGGUGAAUGUCAACGACGCCUACGAUCGCAUCAACCGCGCCAUGUGGGAGUCACUCAAAUUCAUCGCCAAGGAGGCCCCAGGCCAACCCACGGGCGCGGCUGCGACUUCGGGCGACCCAGAAGACAAGGAAAUUCUCAACUACCACAUCCUUCUGAUUGAGAACAUGAACCACUACAUCGAGGAGGUCGAUGUUCGGGGUCUUCCCGUCCUGGAACGGUGGCGCGAUCGGGCGCACCAAGACAUGGACGAGCAUCUGACGUUAUACCUUGACUCCGUCAUCCACCGACCAUUAGGCAAGUUGCUCGAGUUUGUAGAGUCGGUGGAGAAUCUGUUGAAGACGACCAUCAAUCCUGCAGACAUUGCCAGCCGGCCUAGCCACUCACGGUCGGUUGCGAAGAAGGUGCUGGCUACGUAUGACGCCAAAGAAAUCCGGCGCGGAAUCGAAAUGCUGAAAAAGCGGGUCGAGAAACACUUUGGUGACGCGGACGAUCCCGGCCUCAGUCGAAGCUUGGUGCUGAAGGUGCUCCGGGCGUGCGAGGGUCGGUAUGGGGAAGCGUAUGACCGGACUCGACGCGUUGUUGAUGCGGUGUAUGAAGGCCAGCUGGAGCUGGAGUGGCGCAAGGAGGACGCUAUUGCCAUGUUCCAGAGAUGAAAGGCGGUGUCUCGUUCGGUUUCAACUCGGAACUGGGGUCUCCUGAAGGGGUUGCCCAUGCAUAAAUACCUGUCAAUUGCACCUUGCUGGAUGGUGAGGGAGGGACAAUUGUUCGCAUUGCGCAUCAUAGAACCGGCGCAUGGGUUGGAUCUUGGCAUUUCCCUGUAUUCCUUUUUCUUCUUGCGUUCUGUCUAAGUAUUUAUACCUGUUGAUGUAUCUGUAGCUCGUGGUCAAUGGGGGAAGGAAGGGGAGGAAGCGGUAAUGGGAACAUGAUUGCUG
Messenger RNA from Aspergillus ibericus CBS 121593, 5072 nucleotides. Its product is annotated as GTP-Rho binding exocyst subunit SEC3. The coding region runs from base 273 to 4793 and encodes 1506 amino acids. The record is from RefSeq and is a predicted model, not a curated record. Gene Ontology annotation, biological process: exocytosis; Golgi to plasma membrane transport. The transcript has 4 exons. Gene Ontology annotation, molecular function: phosphatidylinositol-4,5-bisphosphate binding. Lineage: Eukaryota; Fungi; Ascomycota; Eurotiomycetes; Eurotiales; Aspergillaceae. Gene Ontology annotation, cellular component: plasma membrane; exocyst.